This is a messenger RNA of Anopheles cruzii, 2406 nucleotides long. It is a transcript of the gene Gnptab, whose product is annotated as N-acetylglucosamine-1-phosphotransferase subunits alpha/beta. The coding region runs from base 136 to 2313 and encodes 725 amino acids. The transcript is spliced from 4 exons. The record is from RefSeq and is a predicted model, not a curated record. Gene Ontology annotation, molecular function: UDP-N-acetylglucosamine-lysosomal-enzyme N-acetylglucosaminephosphotransferase activity. Gene Ontology annotation, cellular component: Golgi apparatus. Lineage: Eukaryota; Metazoa; Arthropoda; Insecta; Diptera; Culicidae. Gene Ontology annotation, biological process: carbohydrate phosphorylation; N-glycan processing to lysosome.
AUAACGGAACGCGAUCGGAACGCGGGCAUCGCGGACAAUAUCAAGCGGCGAUACGACACCGUUCUUGCUAAUCACGAUGAUCGGUCGUGGCCGUCAACGGCAGCAAACGGUAUUUGGCAACAGUUACCACACAACAUGGACUGCGCGCGAGUACCACGUGGAGUGAAACGGUUUGCCCGCUGGUCUUGCGCUUCUGGGCUGCGGACAGGAAAAUUUCGGGUCCGCGUUUGCUGCAUCGUGACCGUCUUGGCCCUGCUCUCCGUGUCCUAUGUUAUCUUACAUUUACUUGUAACGCAUACGUCCAGAAAAGGCUGCCAGAAUUGCUACGAAGUGAUAGAUGUAGUGUACACAUGGGUGAACGGAAGUGAUCCACAAUUUCUCGACCAACUCGCCCGUUUCUCAGCGACGCACGAUAAAGCACGGUACGAUGAUAAGAACGAACUGCGCUAUUCGCUUCGUUCGCUGGAAAAGUAUGCCCCGUGGGUGCGCAACGUGUACGUUGUGACGAACGGGCAGAUUCCUGGUUGGCUCAACCUGGAGAACCCCCGUGUGCGGCUCGUAACGCAUGCCGACAUCGCUGACGAGGAGACGCUGCUGCCAACGUUUUCGAGUGCUAGUAUUGAGUCGUUCAUCCACCGGAUACCGGGACUGUCGAGUCAGUUCCUCUAUCUGAACGAUGACAUUUUCCUCGGAGCACCCCUUUACCCGGACGAUCUGCAGACGCUGGCCGACGGCGUAAAGGUUUUUACCGCCUGGAUCGUACCGGACUGUGCGCCUGACUGUCCAUGGAUGUUCGUCGGCGAUGGUUCCUGCGACCACGACUGUUACUUGGAGGCGUGCCAAUUCGACGGCGGAGACUGUGAUCACCCCGAUUAUGAAGGUGCCGCCGGUCAGCAUCAUCAUAUGCACGACGAGACGAACUAUAGUGAUGUGUCCGCACCGGAACCGAUCGAACCGCAGGAAGACGAUCAACAGGACGCAGAUGAAGACAUGAUGUUUAUCGAUGUGCCGAAGAUGUUUCCGAAGAUUGGUGGCGGUGCCAAUGGAAGAUCGGAAAAUAUACGCUACAUUUACGAAGUUUUCCGGAAGCGAGGCAACGGGACCGCUUCUUCCACCCGGCAGCUUGUCGAGCGGUUCAAUCGGGAAAAGAUGAAAAGCUCCAAACUGCUCAACGCGAAGAGCCGCUCACGGAAGCGCCAGCGAAUACCGGUAGUUCGGGGGGCCUCAAACGGAACGGAAAGUCACGAUGCGCGGUUCGCAAACUCAGUACCGGUUCCGGACAACGUGAGCAUCAACUCACAGGAUAUCUUCGCGCACUCGCUCAUACACACCAAUCGGGUGUUUAAUCGGGCCUACGGGUUUCACAACCGUAAGGUUCUGGCUCACGUUGGCUUUCUGCUCGAUAUCAACAUCAUCGGCCGGAUGAUGGAACGGUUUCGGGACGAGUUCCGCAUCACCAAGCAACACCGGUUCCGUGCCGAAACUGAUAUGCAGUACGCCUUCAGCUACUACCACUUUCUAAUGAGCGAAUCAAGAAACAAAACGGUGGGCGAGAUAUUCGAUGAUUUCGAUACCGAUUCUUCUGGAACUUGGUCCGAUCGUGAAAUUCGCACACUACUGGCGAAGGUCUACAAUCUGCCCCUCGACUGGUCAGCCGUCCGUUUUUUCGAAGAAGUUGUCACAAACUGUUCACUGCAGCAGAAUAACUUUCUUCCCAUCGAGCACCAGCAGGAGCAGCACAAGGUUUACCCGACGUUGGUGUACGAGCGAUACGAGGAUUCAACGAUCCCUACCGUCACUCGGUCGUUGGUGAUGGCUUGCCGGGAGCUGGCCGACAUGAUGCGAGCCAACUUUGGCAAGGUGCCACGGUACCGCUUCCAUGUCAGCCCCAAAACGGGUAUCUACAGCAACUUCAAAAUGCUCACCUCCAACAUCACACAGGUUGUUGAUGCGCUCGAUGAGCUGCGCAAGUCACCAAAAAAAUUUAACUGCAUCAACGACAACUUGAGCGACGGACGGCCGGAAGACAACCAGCUCGUUGCAGCUCUUCUGGAGGACUUCUACCUGAGUCUGUUUCCUGCCCGCAGCAGUUUCGAGCUGGAGAGUGUUUACCGGAAUCGGUUCCAGUACUACGACGACUACCGGUCGUGGCUGCGACGAAAGGUUCUGUUCCGGAAUGCAGUCUAUCUCGUGUGCGGUGUAGUGUUUCUCGUGUGUGUCCGCAUGCUUUGCUUUCGGCACAAGGGAAAGUUUGCCCGUACAUUGUUGCUCCUCGGGACGACAAGAUCGAACGAUUAUACCAAUAUUUCGUAACGAAGUAAGGCACAACAAAAAAUGCUCAAACGGUGAACACUCACUGACUUUUAUUUAACCGUCAAAAACAAGCGGAAAGGCCAAAAAACUGUA